AUGGGAUCGGAGAGGAAAUUAGAGAGGAAACUACGUCGCAAGGAAGAAAAGAAGGGGCUUGUCGAUGGAGAUGAAGCCUCCAGCAAGGGAAAAGCCCAACGGGUAAUGCCGAUCGGAGAACUGCCCUCUCGUCAAAAACCCAAGACGGCACGCAAGAAAAAGAAGAAAGUGGAGGAGGAACUGGAAGCCGAACCCGUUGAGUUUCGGAUUAACGGCAUUUUAGUGGACCGCGACGUGAAAGGAGGGGCUAAGAAAGAGUGGAUGGGUGUCUACAUGGUUCUCUUCAGGACGAGCACGCCGAUGGGCCAACGAGUGGCCUUCAUCCUCAUUGGUCUAGUGACCAUCAGCGUCUCGGUUGCUGUCCUGGAUAGCGUGAAAGAAAUUCGAGACCGAGCUGGUAAUUACCUGUUGGCAACGGAGUUUGGCUUCACGGUUCUCUUUACGAUCGAGUAUGGACUUCGCAUCGCGUGUCUGCGCAAACCGGGCAAGUUCAUCUUCAGUCUCUUGGGAUUCGUGGACAUGUGCGCUCUUGUUCCCUCGUACGUCGGCUACGUUUUCCCGGAGGCGCGUCCACUGCUCCACUUGGCAGUUCUGCGUAUCUUCCGUGUGAUGCGAGUCUUCCGGCUGCUGCGGCUCGCUCGAUUCGUGGAUGCAAGCGCUGCUCUGACCGAAAAUAUCGAUACCAAUCGACGAAAUAUUGCCGUCUUUCUGGUCGCAUUGUUCACGGUCAUCCUCGUCAUUGGAUGUGCCAUGUACCUUAUCGAAGGGGACCGUCAAUUUGGUAAUAUUCCCGUUAGUCUUUACUGGACGGUGGUGACUAUUACGACCGUGGGGUACGGAGAUAUCUCCCCCCAGACGAUCGUCGGGCGAAUUCUAGCCACUCUCGUCAUGUUUGUUGGCUACGGAAUCAUCGCCAGCCCCACGCUACUAAGUGCGCCGCCAUCGGCCCCCGCUACAUCGGAGAUUGUCGACUGUCCCAAAUGCACUAAACGCCAAUUUCUGCUGCAUGUGUGCGGAGCCACUGCGCAAGCCUGA
Phytophthora infestans T30-4 is the source of this 1035-nucleotide messenger RNA. RefSeq names its product Voltage-gated Ion Channel (VIC) Superfamily. Lineage: Eukaryota; Oomycota; Peronosporomycetes; Peronosporales; Peronosporaceae. The coding region runs from base 1 to 1035 and encodes 344 amino acids. Gene Ontology annotation, cellular component: membrane. The transcript has 5 exons. Gene Ontology annotation, molecular function: voltage-gated potassium channel activity. The record is from RefSeq and is a predicted model, not a curated record. Gene Ontology annotation, biological process: potassium ion transmembrane transport.